Messenger RNA from Ceratosolen solmsi marchali, 2661 nucleotides. Its product is annotated as protein zyg-11 homolog B. Gene Ontology annotation, cellular component: Cul2-RING ubiquitin ligase complex. The record is from RefSeq and is a predicted model, not a curated record. NCBI's taxonomy places the organism in Eukaryota, Metazoa, Arthropoda, Insecta, Hymenoptera, Agaonidae. The transcript is spliced from 10 exons. Bases 160 to 2472 code for a protein of 770 amino acids.
CUCGCUCCACGCAUUUUGACAAAUGGAAAACUCUCUCAAGAUGGCGAUAAAAGCAGUAAAGAAAAUGCCAGGGGAGGAACCAGCAAAGUAGGUUAAAAUUAAGAACCGUGUUAAGGAGCAAAAUUGUAAUCAAUGUGUCAAUGACAAGGAAAUUACAAGAUGUUUGAGUCACCAAAAAGUUUGCAGGAAGUCUGCAUUGACUAUAUCUGUGAUAAUGUUAUGGCAUUUUGUGAUUACCGUUCCGAUUAUGUUCUGAGCGCGGGUAGACCUCCCGACAAAUGGGCUCUUCCAUCAUUUGAGGAUGAGUCCGAUUCCGAUCAAAGUAUUUCAUCAGCCAAUGAAUUGGAAAAUUAUGAUUUUUCGGAUCCAUCGUUAAGACUCAGCUUCAAAGAUCCAAACACCUUUUUACCAACAGAAAUUUCUGAGCAACUGCUUUACGGCUUAUGCGAAAGAGAAAAGCUUUCCAAUCUAUCUAUUACGCUUUUUGAUUCCAAGACCACAAGGCUAAGGCAAGUUAAAUUAAAAGAUGCAUCGACUCUGACGGCUACAGGACUGAAUGUUCUUAAACAACAUAAAAUUAUAGAUUUAGAGGUAAAUGGGCUAAAAAUCGCUGUUUGUGAAUUAAUCUUUUGUUUGAGUAAAUGGAGUCGAGAAAAUCUUAGGUCAUUAAAUAUUGCAAAGGCACAUUUAGGAGAAGAUUCAAUAGAUGUGGCUCUAGGAGCGUUGGGUGAACUAAGUAAUUUACAAGUCUUGAAUAUUUCGGGUAUGACUAUCGAUGUGGUUGGAUUAGAAUUAGUUAUUGAGAGUUUACCACUCUUAGAAAACCUUGAUAUAUCCUGCACUGAGAUCGACGAUAUUUCUCCAUUAAGAAAGUGUAAGCACAGAUUGAAAGCACUAAGUUUGUACAAUGUAAAAAUAAGUCGCUGUAGACACACGAUAUCGGUAUUGUUGGAAUUGGAUGAAUUAAGAAAUUUAGAUAUAUCGGAUGAAAGAGAUUUAUAUGUAUUCGAAGUGUUCACACCUAUUCGAUCCAAGCUAACAGAUUUGCUAAAGGCAACUUAUUGUAUGCCAAAUUUAGUAAAUUUGGAUAUAUCGGGCAAAGAUGAGAUUGACGGGAAGGAUUUGUGGAAUUUCAUACAAGCACACAAAAAUUUAAAAUUCUUGGGACUUGUACAUUCUGAUGCUUGUUUCGAAGAUUGUCUUAUGAAUCCGUUCAACAAGAAUUACAGGCCUGAUCUUGUGGUGAGUGGGACAGCGACAGAAUCUCAAAUUUUAGAAGCUCUUAGAAGGUACCCAAACAGGCCAAUAUAUGUACAAAAAUGUCUCUACCAUCUAUUUCGUCAAACUGCAUAUUUCAAAGAAGUGCGAGUUGACGUGAUAAAACUCGUAAUACCUGGAAUGCGAGAACAUCCGCAAGAAUUUCGUGUACAAAUGGCAGCCACUGCGUGUCUUUACAACCUCACUAAAGGCGAAUUAGCCACGAAAAUACAUCCGUCUGUGUUAAAACAGAUCGUUGAUUUGACUCUAACAGCAAUGGAAUCUUAUCCUGCUCAUUACCAGCUGCAGAAAAAUACUCUAUUAACAUUGUGUAGCGACAGAAUUUUGCAAGAUGUCGCUUUUGAUAAAUACAGGUGUGCAAAAUUAGUGAUGAACUGCCUAUCGAACUUUGAUGACCCGUCCAUGAACCGCAUGUCCGUGGCCAUAUGCUCGAUCCUCGCAGCGAAAAUUUCGACCGUUGAAACAUCAAUGCUGGGUGCUGUGCCACAUUACAUGUCGAAGCUCCUCUCGAUGGUUCGCUCGAAGGUGCAGUCAAAGAUCGUCGAUAUAACGAUGAAGUUCACGCUUAGCGCUUUGUGGAAUCUUACGGACGAGAGCGCAACCACGUGUAAGGUGUUCUUGGAGGAGGGCGGCAUGGAAUUAUUCAUGGAGGUCCUCCUCAGCUUUGAAGGGGAGUCGAGCGUCGAAACGAAAGUUCUCGGCCUUCUUAACAAUAUCGCGGAGGUCGCCGACCUGAGGCACCAGCUGAUCCAGCCGCGUUUCCUCUCGAUGCUCUCGGUGCUCCUGGAGUCUAAGCACAUCGACGUGUCGUAUUUCGCUGCCGGCAUAGCUGCCCACCUCCUCAGCGAUGAUCCCCAUCCCCAGUUCCCGGCACGCUACCGUCUGCUCAAUCACUUGACUUGCGUCAUCACCAACUGGCAUACACCCCAGGGUGAGAUGGUGGCCUACAGGAGCUUCCAGCCCUUCUUUCCACUUUUGCGCUGCAAACACGCCCACCCCGUGCAGCUCUGGGCUGUCUGGGCCAUUCAUCAUGUCUGCACGAAGAAUCCGAAACGUUAUUGCGAAAUGUUAGUAAGGGAAGGUGGCGUAAAGAUCCUGGAGUCCCUGCAUAAGGAAAGCAUGUACGCAGGGCAGGUAAGAGUCCAUAACUUAUGCCGAGCGAUUCUGGACACCCUUGCCCAGCAGCCGUGCUAAUAGACUAAGCCACUCUUGACAUUACAACACGAUUAUCAACAAUCAACCACGACGAAAAUUACAAGUAAAAAUAAAGAACAUGAUUCGCGACCAUUCUGUCGAUUAUUGCAAACCGAGAGCGAAGUGGUGUGACGACGCAUUAGAAAGACGAAACUUUCCGCGUGCGUUUUUAACUAUUCCAUAAAACAA